Molecule: messenger RNA, 2763 nt
Organism: Siniperca chuatsi (mandarin fish)
Lineage: Eukaryota; Metazoa; Chordata; Actinopteri; Centrarchiformes; Sinipercidae
Gene: hmgxb4a
Product: HMG box domain containing 4a
Exons: 13
Coding region: 336-2132 (598 amino acids)
Source: RefSeq, a predicted model, not a curated record
AUAUUUAAUAAACACAUUUUUUCCUCUGCUCCUGGUGUUUGUAAACUACACAUGCUACCACCCCAGAGGAGAUGAAGACAUGAGCACAGCUGAAUGCAUGUCCGCCACAGUAUUUUGUGCACUUGAGGCGACCGCGGCCUAGCUGUGGAUGAGAGCCUCGGCCUUUCCUCAGCCGCUUUAGCCGGCAAGCUGAGGGCACACUCGGCGACAUGGAUUCGAGUACUGAAAAUGUUGGGACAGCCAGGGAGUCAAAGUAAAUGGAGAGGGGGUCAGUAUCCAGCCUUAUGUUGUCAGUGAUAUACUGUGACAAAUAAACUGUUGACAGAGGAGGAGCCAUGGCUUUUGAGGAGAUCAAGAGUAAAGGAGGAAUGGAUGUGGGGAUGGAAGGAGACAGAGGCCUUGUAGCUGGUCGUAGCCAGAGAGAGAAGAGGAGGUCGUACAAGGAUCUGCUAAGGGAGGAAGAGGAGAUUGCUGCUCAGGUCAGAAAGUCUUCCAAGAAACGGCCCAAGGAUUCAGAACUUUUCAUGCUUGGAGGGGACUCGCACAAAAAGAAGAAGAAACAUAGUGAUGACUAUUAUUACAGAGACCACGAUGGUUCAGGUCCACCUCCCCACAAGAAAAAGCACAAGUCUGCAGACCGCUCCCCCCCUCUCUCUUCCCCCUCAUCCUCUCACCCGACAGAUACAGCGAUGGGCCUCCUGCAGGCUAUCACCUCUCCACUGGCCACAGGUUCAGACCCCAGCCCCCACUUGCACAAGAAACCCUCCUACCCCUCCUUCUCCUCGCACUCUUCCAAGGACCGCAAACGUGAGAGCAGCAGCAGCGGUGGAAGCAAAGGGAGCCACUCCUUCUCUCACUCCCGCCCCCUGUCUUCAUCAUCAUCGUCUUCCAAGAAGCACUCCUCCUCUUCCUCAAAGUCAUCUCUGUUCCACGGCGGAGCUCCCAAAGAGGAACCCUUGACGUUACGCGAGGCUGACGGGCUGAAGAUGAAGCUCAUCAUGUCGCCGGAGAAAGAGGAAGGAGAGAGCUUCCCGUUCACACCCCACUCAUCCAAAGGAGGUGUAAAGAAAGAGAAGGAUAGGGACAGGAUGCAGCUCUCAAAGUCACCCAAGAAGAAACUACAGCAGAAUCGAGAUCCACUGCCUGUAGUGGGGAAAGAGGUGGAGGUGGAAGGUCAUUAUGGAGGUGGCAUUGGAGAUGAUAGCUCUUCAUCUGGGGGUGAACUGGAGGCUGGUGAACUGGUUAUAGAUGAUUCAUACACACACCUGUCAAAAAAGAAGAAGAAGAGCAAAAAAAGCAAGAAGAAAAAGGACAAAGAAAAAGACAGAGACAAGGAUAAAAGUGGGAAGGACAAGAAGCACAGCAAAGGAUUUGGAGACUCAUCGAGGGGCCACAGCCACUCCCAUCCCACUGUCACUCACAGCGCUGUUGGUCCAAUGUAUGCCAUGGGCACGCCCGUCCCUCCACACCACCAUCAAGGCAAUGAUGGAAUCACAGAGAAGAAGAAGAAGAAAGAGGAGAAAGAUCGGGAAAAGCAUGAGAAGGAAAAAGAUAAGCCCAAGAAGAAGAACACAACAGCAUAUCAGGUGUUUUGUAAGGAGUACAGGGUCAACAUAAAUGCAGAACAGCCAGGACUUGUGUUUGGUGAGCUAAGCAAAAGGUUGGCGGAGGUGUGGAAGGCGAUGCCCGAGAAAGACAAAUUAGUUUGGAGGCAGAAAGCUCAGUAUCUGCAGCACAAACAGAACAAAGCUGAGGCCACCACAGUCAAACACAAGACUGCUAGUGAGGGCAAAAGCAAAGUUGUAGGAACGGGAACAGGGAUGGUGUCGCCGAACAGAGCGCCUGGCACUGUGUCUCUAUCCCCAGCACGAGUCCCAGAUGUUGAUCCCAUUGAUGCGGCAGCUCACCUGCAGCUCCUGGGAGAGUCCCUGUCCUUGAUUGGGCAUCGGCUACAGGAAACAGAGGGGAUGGUGGCAGUGUCCGGGAGUCUGUCUGUACUUCUGGACUCCAUCUUGUGUGCACUGGGACCGCUGACCUGUCUCACAGCACAGAUACCACAGUUAAACGGAUGUCCUCGAAACGUCCUGUCAAAUACAUUGGACAACAUUGCCUACAUCAUGCCUGGGCUGUGAUUGAAGGAUGAUAAUCAAUGUGGAGUGAUUUGACAUCAGAAGUCAACAGAUUUGACUGGAGUGGUCCUUUACAGUGACCCUUGGACUUUAAUUUAAUUUUGCCACUGCUUGGCAUCUGAAAACUUGGAUAUUUCUAGUGUCAACACGUUUUUAAAGUAUUUUUUUAAAAACCUUGUUCUCUUAAUUUUCUAAUUGUUAUAUUUUUAAAUGAGACAUUUUACUGAACACGUUAAUCUUUCUUGGCAUGUCAGCUUAGUUUUACUGUUAUUGUACAGUGUGCUGUUGUAUGAAUGGGUGUACGCUUGUAUGUACUGUACUGAAUGUAUGUGUGCCUUUUUUACUGAAAUGUACAGGAACAUUUAAGUUGUCUUUUGGUCAUCAUCAACAUAACGUAAUAUAUUUGACACCUGCUUAGUUUUUCUUUUACCAUGUGAAAAGUACUGUCAUGCCUUGCAGUUUUAUACAUUUGAUAUUUUACUGUGCAUACAGCAUUUCGAUUUUGAUGACUGCGGAAUUUAAAAAAUGAUAGAAAACACCUUUAGGUACAACCUUGUUGUAAUCAGGAGCUGUCCAAACAAAUCAGUCAGACAUUUAACAAAAUGGCAACAUUAAAAUAUGAUCUGUUCCCAAA